GAGUAGUAGUACUAUUUGUCCAAACUCGUGGAGAAGGACCCCUAUCAAAUUCCCCUAUCAAAUUUAUUAAAAAUACAUGUCAUGUACUCUCUCCAUCUUAUUUUAUCCACCAUUUUGACUUUUAUUCCCAAUUAUGAGCCUUUGUACUAAUUGUUAUUAUUAAUAUUAUAAAUUCAAAAGCCAUAGCUUUAUAAAAGCAUAGUUAAAGAUGAAUCAAAUACCCAAACAGUACUGAUUUUACUUUUUAAUAUCUUUAUAUUUGAUAAAUAUAUUUGCUGUAAAUAAAGUGUCAAUUUAAAUGAUAUACCAAUAUUGACCGGGUCCUCCAAGUUUUUUGUACACAAGCCUGGAAGGGUCUAUUUUGCAGAAUAUAUCUGUCAAAAAAAAGAGGAGGGACCAAGGGCUGCAAUUAAUUCAACUGAUUAAUACUCCGUAAUUAAUAGUAAUUAUAACUGUACAAAAAAGCAUGUGAUUUGCUAUCCUUUUCUUAAUAUUUGGUGAUGGAGUAGUUUGAUUACGCUAGCGCCUGGACUAUCAUCUAAGUAUAAGAAUUCUAUUUUGUUUUAUUUUGUUUUUUGAGAUGCUUUUAAAAUUUUCAUUCCCAAAUCCCAACCCACCAUGACUUAUUCAAUCAUGUCUUAUUCCUGAGUUUCACACUGAAAAUUCCAAAAAUAAAAUAAAAUAAAAAUGGGUAGUAUUUAUUGGAAAAGGCGUAUUGCCGUAUUCUAAUGCAUAAAGUUCAUAAAUCAUUAUGGUUGCUAAAAAGAUUGUGGUGAUGUUUUUAUAGGGAAAAAUAAAAUAAAUCUUUUCUGAUUCAGUUUUUUUAACUCCAUUCUUAACGAAAUAAUAUCUGAACCACCUUUCUAUCUUUCUGUGUUUCAUGGCUGAAGCUCGUUUGCUUCAGUCAGUCCUUUUAAUCUUUCUUUCUGUAGUUGUCUUUGCUGAAGAUGAAACCCAGUUUAUUUACAAUGGCUUCCGAGGAGCCAAUCUUCGUCUUGAUGGGCUUGCAAACAUCCAACCAAAUGGCCUUUUGGUGUUAACCAACACUUCAAAGCAACUAAGUGGUCAUGUUUUCUACCCACGACCUCUCAAACUCAAUGCAACACGGUCCUUCUCCACGAGUUUUGUGUUUGCCAUGUAUCCUGAUGUGGAAGCUCAUGGUGGCCAUGGAAUUGCCUUUGUUAUCUCCUCAUCCACAAACUUUGAUCGCGCUGUUCCAGCUGAGUAUCUAGGACUUUUUAAUCUUUCCAACAACGGCCUUGCAUCUAAUCAUGUGUUUGCUGUUGAGUUUGAUACUAUUCAAAAUGCUGUUUUUGGGGAUAUUGAUGGCAACCAUGUUGGGAUUGAUAUUAAUGGCCUAACAUCUAAUGAUUCUGCUUCAGCUGCGUACUAUGAUGCUGAAGGGCAGACGAACAGGAGCCUUAAUCUCACUAGUCGUCAAGCUAUGCAAGUUUGGAUAGACUAUGAUGGAGAUGAGAGGCUAAUGAAUAUAUCAUUAGCUCCACUUGGACUUCUAAAACCCGAAAGACCUCUGUUAUCAACUCAUCUGAAUCUUUCUUCGGUAUUUCUUGAUUCCAUGUAUGUUGGGUUCUCUGCAGCUACUGGUCUUACUGCAAAUGAGCAUUACUUGUUAGGUUGGAGCUGGAGUCAAAUCGGGGAAGCCCAAGGUUUUAAUUUUACCGAGCUUCCUCCACUUCCUAGGUUCACAAGUCAAAGGAGAAGCCUGGAACCAGUUUUUAUUGGCCUUCUUGCUGUUUUCGUACUAUUGUUGGUUAUCAUCGCCGGAGUUAUAUAUGCAUUACGGAGAAAAAUGUUUGAAGAGGUUAAGGAACCAUGGGAACAAGAAUAUGCAUCUCAUAGAUUCUCAUUCAAAGAUCUCUAUGUAGCAACUAAAGGGUUCAGAGACUCUGAACUUCUUGGUUCUGGAGGGUUCGGGAAGGUUUAUAAAGGUGUGCUACCUUCUACUAACACCGAAGUUGCGAUAAAGAGAGUUUCUCAUGAUUCAAGGCAAGGAAUGAGGGAAUUUGUAUCUGAAAUUGUCAGCAUGAGAAGGCUAAGACACAGAAACUUGAUCCAACUCUUAGGCUAUUGUCGAAGAAAAGGAGAGCUUCUUCUGGUCUAUGAUUAUAUGUCAAAUGGAAGCCUUGACAAGAUCCUCUUUGAGAAAAAGGAAUCUAAAUCAAACCUUUCUUGGUCUCAGAGAAUGAAUAUCAUCAAGGGUGUGGCAUCUGCCUUGCUAUACCUUCAUGAAGAGUGGGAACAAGUUGUGCUUCAUCGUGAUGUGAAGGCCAGUAAUGUUCUAUUGGAUGCUGAUAUGAAUGCUAGAUUAGGUGAUUUUGGGUUAGCUAGGCUUUAUGAUCAUGGAAGUAAUAGUCGAAGCACAAAUAUAGUUGGAACAGUGGGGUAUCUUGCACCAGAACUCAGUAUAACAGGGAAGCCUACUCCUGCAACUGAUGUGUUUGCCUUUGGUAUUUUCUUACUCGAGGUGGCUUGUGGAGUACAGCCUUUCCGCUUGCUGAAUUUUGCUGGUGAAGAUCUUGUUUUGGUUGAUUGGGUUUUCGAAUGCUGGAAUAAGGGAGCUAUUCUUGAAACGAGUGAUCCUAAGCUGGAAGGAUAUUAUGUCAGUAAAGAAAUGGAGCUUGUUCUAAAGCUAGGCUUACAUUGCUCACAUUCAAAACCAGAAGCAAGGCCUAGUAUGAGACAGGCAGUUCAGUUUCUUCACGGGGAUGCUGUCCUACCAGAUGUACCGUCUGAUUAUGAUCUUGAAAGGAACGGUUUGCUUGAUAAAUAUUGGGGAACAUCUGGUUCGUUUCCAUCCUCAUUUCAGGUGUCAGCUAACUCCUUAUUUUCUGAUAAUUCAGUCGCUCGUCAUGGCCGCUGAGUGUGCAGUAUCCUGAUUUGAAUGUAAUUACAGGAAUAGAUCAGCUAAUCUCAUAGCUCCAGUAUAUUACUAUGUGAAAAUGACUGUUCUUUGAAAUCCUUUAGGAAGCAGCUAGUUGUUGCAUCUUGUAUACACGUCUUAGUUUUCUUUAUUUUCAGUAAAUAUACUCCGUGUGUUUUUGAGUCUGAAAUCUAAAUCCUUGAGUAAAGAGCUGCUCUCAGGAUUUUGCA
Messenger RNA from Spinacia oleracea (spinach), 3111 nucleotides. RefSeq names its product L-type lectin-domain containing receptor kinase SIT2. NCBI's taxonomy places the organism in Eukaryota, Viridiplantae, Streptophyta, Magnoliopsida, Caryophyllales, Amaranthaceae. The coding region runs from base 881 to 2881 and encodes 666 amino acids. The transcript has a single exon. The record is from RefSeq and is a predicted model, not a curated record. Gene Ontology annotation, biological process: protein phosphorylation. Gene Ontology annotation, molecular function: carbohydrate binding; ATP binding; protein kinase activity.